Messenger RNA from Uranotaenia lowii, 1059 nucleotides. RefSeq lists its product as uncharacterized. NCBI's taxonomy places the organism in Eukaryota, Metazoa, Arthropoda, Insecta, Diptera, Culicidae. The transcript has a single exon. Gene Ontology annotation, cellular component: extracellular region. Bases 11 to 955 code for a protein of 314 amino acids. Gene Ontology annotation, molecular function: chitin binding. The record is from RefSeq and is a predicted model, not a curated record.
UUUCAGCAUUAUGCACAGUGCUUUUUUCAUUGGAGCGGUCCUCCUGUUGGGGGGAUCCGUUUUCGCGAAUUUAUACGACCUUAGUGGGUACGACGGUUUCCAUCGUCCAACAACUCCACGUCCCGGAAAUAAUGGUACAAAUAAUACGCAAAGCAGAUGUACGGGCAUGAGCACUGGAACUUUACUUCCUUCCCUGAACAAUUGUUCAUUUUUCGUAACCUGCCAGAACAACACCGAAGUGGAAUUGGAAUGCAGACCGAAUGGAACUUAUUUCGAUUAUCAACGUCUUGCUUGCGAUCACCGGGAGUUUGUAACGUGCUUCAAACCAGAUCGAUGUGCCGCACAACCGGACGGUCUGAUCCCAUCCGAGGACUGCAGCAAGUUCCACAUUUGCCGAGGUGGAGCAAAAAUUGAGGAAGUAACAUGUGUUUCAAGAGGAACGCUCUUCGACUACAUUCGAGAAGUUUGCGACCAUCCAUCCAACGUUGUUUGUUGGGGAUCGUCUCAGAACCUGUGUGAAGGAAAACCCGAUGGUACCCCGGUUCCGGAAGAGGAUUGUUCAUAUUUUUCAGAAUGCCUCAACGGUGAACCUGGAGAACCAAUUCGCUGCCAACCAGAAGGAACAAUCUUCGACUAUCAACGAGAAGUUUGUGAUUUUGUUGGAGAGGAGGUCUGCUGGACUGGUAAUGGCAAUGGAAGUGGCAACUCCACAACUGAAGCCCCAGGCACUACCGUAAUGCCAACACGUCCUCCCAAUUCCAACUUGCCUCCUGGCGUUUGCAAUGGCGUAGGAGUUGGAGCAUUGCCUUAUCCUCAAGACUGCACCAUGUUCAUCGCUUGUAUUCUCGGUCAACCAACUCUUCAACCAUGUCCACCGGGACAAAUAUUUUUGCCAAACAUCUCCCAAUGUGGUGAAGGAAAUAGCGGAACAUGUCGUGCCAAUCCACGCGGCUAAAAAAUAAGAAAUGUGCUGAAAGUACGUAGUCGAUUGUUUGGAAACACGGAUGAAAACUAUUGUAUCUUUUUUUUGUAAAUAAAUGAAGUAUGAUUUUAAUUAAA